This is a messenger RNA of Nicrophorus vespilloides, 865 nucleotides long. RefSeq names its product charged multivesicular body protein 2a (gene Vps2). The transcript has 2 exons. The coding region runs from base 1 to 675 and encodes 224 amino acids. The record is from RefSeq and is a predicted model, not a curated record. Gene Ontology annotation, biological process: late endosome to vacuole transport; protein transport; endosome transport via multivesicular body sorting pathway. NCBI's taxonomy places the organism in Eukaryota, Metazoa, Arthropoda, Insecta, Coleoptera, Silphidae. Gene Ontology annotation, cellular component: multivesicular body; ESCRT III complex.
AUGGAGUGGUUAUUUGGUAAAAAGUUAUCCCCUGAGGAAUUAUUAAGGAAGAACCAAAGGUCUUUAAAUAAAGCAAUGAGGGAUUUGGAUAGAGAAAAGAUGAAAAUGGAACAACAAGAAAAGAAAAUUAUCAUGGACAUCAAAAAGUUGGCCAAAGAAGGUCAAAUGGAUGCUGUUAAAAUUAUGGCUAGGGAUUUAGUGAGGACUCGCAGAUAUGAAAAGAAAUUUAUGCUGAUGAAGGCAAAUAUUCAAGCAGUUUCAUUAAAGAUCCAAACUCUAAGAUCACAAAAUGCCAUGGCACAGGCAAUGAGAGGUGUCACAAAAGCAAUGCAAAGUAUGAACAGGCAAUUGAACUUGCCACAAAUUCAGAAGAUUUUACAAGAAUUCGAGAAGCAAUCUGAAAUCAUGGAUAUGAAGGAAGAGAUCAUGAAUGAUGCCAUUGAUGAUGCUAUGGAAGAUGACGCUGAUGAGGAGGAAAGUGAUGCUGUUGUUAAUCAAGUUCUUGAUGAAUUGGGUCUUCAAUUAGGAGAUCAGUUGUCUGGUUUACCACAGACCAGUGGAAAUUUACCAGCAACUGGACAGAAAGUGCCCCAGGCUCAACCAAUUGCAUCUGGAGGUAUUUCAGAUGCUGAUGCAGAUCUGCAGGCCAGAUUGGAUAAUCUAAGAAGGGAAUAAUUGUGAUGCACUUUAUGUUGGCAAAAAGGAGACUGCUUACAAAGCUUAUAGAGUGUUUUUAAGCUGAAGAUGUUAAUUUUUUAUUUCUAUAUAAAUAUUUAACUACUGUUUGCUUAAUUAUAAAAACAAAAACGGAUUACAUGUAAAAGUAUUUCUAGUUAAAAUAUAUACACUAAUUUUUAAUAACAAA